CCAAUAUGUCAAGUGUUUUGAAAAACAUUUUAGAUGUUGAUAAGGAACAGGAAUUACUUCAAAGUUUUAUAAGAAUCGGAAUAACUGCAGACGAAGAGUCAAUAGAUGAAUCCACACGCAAACUAAAUCAAGCCCGGUACUAUUCUUCGCCACGUUCAAGACAUUCUUAUAAUGGGAAAAGCUUGUCUAAUGCUAUCAAAGGUGUCCGAAAUUUAAAUAGCAAUCGUAAGACUGUAAAAUUUGCUGACGAUGUAGAAAAAAGUGGAGUUGGAGGUCGCGGAAACCGUAUUGAAGCAGAAUUACGUGCAGCGCGAAGAAAAACCGAGGAUCAAUUGUUUAAAAAAAAGCCAAAAGAAAAUUUUGUAGACUUCUAUACUGAUAAAGAUAGAGCAGCAGCUGUAAGCGCCGGCACUUACGACAUUAAACAAAGCCUGCAAAUAAAACAUAAACAAGAUCGUAAUGAAAUCAUGCAAAUACCGGAUGAGGCAGACAUUAAUUCCAUUAUAGCAUUGGGGUUGAAAGAAAUUAAAAACGCCAAUCCAGAAAACGCCGUAUAUUUCUUUUCACAGGCUCUCGAACUAAAUGGAACUGACAUAAAUGCGUUGGUUUCUCGAAGUAAAUGUUACCUUUUGCUAGGAGAGCCAUCAAAAGCAUUACAGGAUGCGGAAACUGCACUCACUGAAGACAAAAAUAAUAUUCGAGCCAUUUUCCAAAAAGCAGAAUCCCUCUAUUUUCUUGGUCAAUUCGAACAGAGUCUAAUGUUCUUCCACCAAGGGUUACGCGCUCGUCCCGAAUUAUCUACCUUUCGAUUGGGUGUUCAAAAAACUCAAGAAGCCAUUGAGAAUACUAUAGGAACUAGUAAAUGUUCAUCGCUCAACAUUGCACCCAAGUCUGCGAAUAAUAAAAUUUCUACCAACUCUAACAGCAAUAAACAAUCUCAAAAAAAUGUACAGCAUUCGAAUCGCCCAAAACUAUCCAAAGCCGAAAUUGAACGACAUAACGCUCGCAAAUUGUUAGGUGAAUUAUGUGUUGACAAGGAAUAUUUAGAAAAACUGUUGAAACACCCGGAUUUAGUUCGAGGCGAUACAAACUCGGAAAAUAUUUCCAAUCAUGCAAAUGAAGCUGUUAAAUUUUUAAUAAAACGGCAAGAAUUUUGGCGACAACAACGUCCUUGUACAUCACUCACAAGUUACAAAACCCUUCCCCAAGAACCUCUACCAGACUGGUUUUAGAACAAUUUUAUAUACAUAAGUGAAUGACCUAUAUACAUAUAUAUAUAUGGGUUAGCUCAACAUAAUCAAACUAAAGUAAAUUGCAA
Molecule: messenger RNA, 1318 nt
Organism: Bactrocera latifrons
Lineage: Eukaryota; Metazoa; Arthropoda; Insecta; Diptera; Tephritidae
Product: tetratricopeptide repeat protein 25
Exons: 2
Coding region: 6-1232 (408 amino acids)
Cellular component (GO): cytoplasm
Molecular function (GO): protein binding
Source: RefSeq, a predicted model, not a curated record